Folsomia candida is the source of this 9012-nucleotide messenger RNA. Its product is annotated as mucin-5AC. The transcript is spliced from 23 exons. The coding region runs from base 1636 to 6486 and encodes 1616 amino acids. Gene Ontology annotation, biological process: regulation of transcription by RNA polymerase II; negative regulation of DNA-templated transcription. Gene Ontology annotation, molecular function: transcription corepressor activity. Gene Ontology annotation, cellular component: histone deacetylase complex; transcription regulator complex. The record is from RefSeq and is a predicted model, not a curated record. NCBI's taxonomy places the organism in Eukaryota, Metazoa, Arthropoda, Collembola, Entomobryomorpha, Isotomidae.
UCCUCAGUUGUUGGCGAGAGCUGGAAGAAAGAGCUCGCUCGCUCCUGAAUUUCUACUCCAUGAAAAAUAUGCUUUUCAAAAAUUCACAACUAAUCAAAAUAUUUGGUGUCAUCAUUUUCAUUGGUUUUAAGCAGUAGGUCAAAUAUUGCGUAACCCUGAUAAGAACAUUUAAUAAUAAUAACAAUAAUAGAAAAAAAGCUCGAAAGCGUAUGGUUUGAUCUCCAUCCACAGAGAUAUCAAGUUGCAUUUCAUGCUUUAUGUGAGUUGACUUAUCACAAGUGUUUCAAAUGUGUGUGUGAGUGUGGAAUAAGAGUGAGUUUGACUAUUUGACGUAACUCAAGAUUAGUUAAGUUAAUCUUUAAAGUUACACAAGUGAUAACCCCGAGUAAUUGAAAUUUCUGAUAUCAGUUAACCAACUAAUGCAUAAAGUCUCUUUUUGAUGUUGUUAUUAUGCUCGUUCAUGUUGCAUACGACUAGCUCUGCAACUAUAUAAUGCUAAAAAUAGUGCAUUUUACUAUAUUAUCUACAGCAUAAUAAAUAUAAAAUAGAGGGCACGCGUUAAAGGAUCCAUGCAUGCUGUGUCUACAUAAUAUACAUCACACACGUUCGUGAUAAUUUUUAUUUACGGUUAGAUAAAUCGGUUUUUACUAUAAAAAGUACAAUUGUAUAAAUAUAUAUGAAUCAGUGGCAGUUGAUUGAACUAAAAUACUUGCAAUUAUUAUAAGCCAUUCAAAAAUUGUCGAAUAAAAAUUUGUCCGAGAUUUAUUGGAUCAUUUCCGGGCUUCUGGCUGAAUUCAACGCUCAAUUAAACGAGAGGAACGAAAGUUGAAUAGUUGCUGCUGAAUGGAUUCAUAAAUAAGAAAUUUCUUGCACUACUACCAAGUCCCCCUCCGUCCGCAUCCGCUUUAUAAGAGCACACCCGUACGUAAUAAAUUGAUUAUCGCAGGACUAUAUUAUUGAAUCAAGAUAACACAUUGUGGGAGGUUAUCACAGGUGAAUUUGACCUGGACAGCAAAAACGACAAAUCGUCAAAGUAUCACAAAGUCGGUGGUCUCAUUCAAGGCAACAUGAAGCUCUGCUGCUACCGACUUAUUACUUGAUCAGUGAGUAUAUCAGAUCAUCAAAGAAAAGAAGCUCUACACGCCUAUUGAUGGAUUAAUACCUGUUCUUCCUGAUUUAUAUACACUAAUUAUUGCUUUGUUGUGGGUAUCUGUGUUUUUUCCUUUCGUAUGUACUUGUUCACCAAAGUUGUCCAUUGUCGCAACUCGAGAAACUCAAUAGAUAUAAAUUUAUGUACGAAAGGACAGAGAAAUAAUGGCAUUCACUCACCAAAAGCACGACAACAUUCGGACCUGAUAUAUACAUACAUACAUUUUGUUGAUUGUGUUUCGUGGUUUUGUGAUUGCAAUUGAAAUUGAAUUCACAAGAGGAUCUACUACCACAACCACGACUACAGCAUACAUACAGUGACUUGAUAUUAUUGUACGUAUUGCAUUAUUCUCCACUCGACAACAAUGGAUCUUCCUCAAGACGGAUAGCGAUGGAGUGAAGUGUGAGACUUGAGAGAUCGAGAAGGACUUAUACUGCUCGGUUUGUUCGUUGUUGAACCUGGAUCUGGAGAUUUGAAAUUUGAAGAUGGCAACCACAAGCACGAUCAAUCAUGAAGAUAUACAUCAGGCACAUUCUGUUGGAGUGACACUGCAUCAAUUGGCACAGCAAAUGACAAAUUGUACUUCGUCAUCCGUGGACUCGGAUUCAGCAAAGUCAUCCCUGUGUUCUGAUGCUACGCCGGAAGAUCUCAUAUUUUUUCACACGCAGUCCAAUCCAAUCAUGGAAGGGUUUUUACUGGAAGGAGAUACAGGGUCGUCCAGAGAGAGUUUGGCCAACUUGUUAGACGAAGGGCUCGGCACUUCGCUGGACGGGACGGAAUCAGAAGCGACGCAUCCCACUUUGGGCAGAAAUGAUUCUGGCGUAUUCUCAAGUGAUGAAAUGAGUGGAAUUCCUCAGCAGAAUCAUAUCUUCCCAUCGUCAUCUUGCUCAUCAUCUUCAACUUCGAUGACCAUCCAAAUACCACAGCCAAGCGGAAAUGUGACUCCAAACUCAUCAGUACAAGUACAACAGCAUAAAAAAUUCACCAACCGACAGAAAAAUGCGUCUCCCAAUAGACAAGCGGGACCUCAACGAUGUGUGAUUUGUAGCAAAACCUUCUCUAAUGCUUCAGCUCUCACAAAGCACAAGCUUACCCACAGUGACGAGAGGCGACACACGUGCUCCGUGUGUGCCAAGGCGUUUAAGCGUCAAGACCAUCUCAAUGGGCACAUGCUGACCCAUCGUUCCAAAAAGCCAUUCGAAUGCUCUGCAAAUGAUUGUGGGAAAUCGUAUUGUGAUGCAAGGUCGCUUCGUCGCCAUGUCGAAAGUCGCCACGGGUCCGACACGCUCGCCACCAUGACCAUUGCUCCAACUCCUCAUACCGAAAGCGAGUUCAGUAUCAUCAUUCCCUCCUCCACUUCUUCAUCAUCAUCAUCGAAGCCCAACAACGGCUGUGAUCCCAACAAAUCAAAGUCGCACCACCCAAAGAGUAAAAAGUGUAAUAAAAGUCAAACUCAAAAAGCCAAAGCCCCAAAAGUGGCAAAAUCCUUAAAUUCCAUAUCCAGCCAGAAUAAUAACAAUGGCAGUGCUAACCCCAACCCCCUCCUAUGUCAAGGGUCGUCUUCCCCUCACGACGAGGAGGAAGAUGGUGGUAAUAAUACUGGAGUCGAUGACCACGAGCUUUUGACCUCUGUGGAGAACUUGCUGAGCAUGGAAGACUCCACGUCUGCAGAAAAUGCGGCGGCGGCCCUCUUGGAGUCCAGUCUAAUAGAAAUGGGUGUGAUACAUGAGGAAUUGGAGGACGAAAUGGGCUUGGACGAGGAACUUUGUCUACCUUCUUCAUCUUCGGAUGACAAGUUGAAUAAUAACAGUUCGGGGAAGAAUGUUGAGGAUUUCUGCUGCAUACAAAACAGUGAUAUUGUAAAAGAGGGCAGCCCAAGUCAGAGUCAGCUUCAUCAGUUACUGACUCAGAGAGCAGUGGCAGCCCUUGUUUGUCGAGGGGAUGUUAGCGAAAAUGACGUGGACGCGGCCGCUGUCACCCUUAUCAAAGAGUCGCUGAUCGCUUCAUGUGCCAAUAAUAAUGGCAACGGUCUCUUUCCCACGAAGCAGUUUCAUUUGCACUUAAGUUCUUCGUCACCUUCGUCGACAACCUCGUCCUGGUGCAGUAGUUUGGGAAACUCAAGCAGUGACAAUUCUGAGAUGGGGAAAUGUUCUUCCUCUUUGGGCGGAAUAGUUCUCAAGUGUCCCUCUAGCCCUCAACUAAGUUCUCCCCACAGUCUCAAAGAACAGUUGGAACUUAUCCACCAGAUUAUUCAGCAAACGACGGAAGAGAGUGCGGUCAUAUACAGCUCCGGUAUUCAUCAACAUCAAGGAUUCAGCAAUGCUGUUCCGACGACGAAGCAAAGUUUACCUCCAAGUACAACAACAACAACCAUUCUUAACGGCGGCGUGACUAGCAAUUCUAAAAGUUCAUCUCCGACAGCAGUGGACGCCAAUAAGAACAAGGCAACUUCACAAGUGGGUGGUGUGGGCAGUGGUAGUAAUCACAACGGUGGUGGUGGUGCAGGGGAUAUAAACGUCAUCCUUGGAGGUGGGGAUGAGAACUCUUCGACUCAGAAUCCUACAGGAAAAGCAGAAGAUAAGCCUGUAGAAUGCGCCAUUUGUUGCAGACGCUUUAAGAAUACCCCUGCAUUGAACGGGCAUAUGAGGCUACAUGGAGGAUACUUUAAGAAGGAGACGGACGGGAGAAAAAAGGAACCGGCAACGAAGGAGACGCAAGGAGCUCCCCUGCAAACUGCGAGCGUCAGUGUGCGUGCUUUGAUCGAGGAGAAGAUAAUCCAACGUCAACGAAAUGCUGGUUCCUUGAGCUCAUCUGCUUCUAGCACUCCGAAAACGUCUCCUCCUACAUCGUCCCCAACCACACCAACCAAAAAGCCGUUAGUUCCACUUCAGUCUUCUCCUCCUCCUCCCCUCUCCUCGUCUGCAAACACAAGUCAAUUUCACCAAGCGGACGUCCACAAUUUACCAAAAAAUAACAGCAGUAACCCUACACUCACAUUUACCAGCAGUAAUCAGCAUUGUCAACCCCUUCCAUUUGAAGACUCGCAUGCAGAAUAUCUUUUGGAAGAGGAAGUCUUCAAUAAGGUGUCUAGUAUCUGUCCGGACUCAUUUUUCUCUUCAAUAGACGAAUCCAUGUUGUGCGAGUCAGGGAUUGGCACUGGAUCCGACUCAUCUCAGAUAUCCGCAGAUUUUUUCAACUACUCAUUGUUCACCACCGAACCAGCCACACCAACGGCUUCCAGCAAUGACAAUCCCUUUACUCCAUUGCCAACCAUGGAUCCAAUAUUUUUUACCCCGGCUCCAGGAUCGGUACAUUCUCAGAGUGGGGAUCUUGAUUCAUGUCUUGCCGAUUCUCCGUCAUUUAUUUAUCCCACCCCACCUGCUAGUCUGGAGUCACAUAACGCUUUGCAGUCUCCAUUAUUUCCAUUCCCAUUUCCGUUCGAAACCACAUCGCAAAAUGUCACCCACGCAAAUUUGAUGGCAAACUCUAAUCAACAGUUGGUCAUGGUCUCUCCUGUAGCUACUUCCAGUAACGGGAUGAAAACUGUGUCUAUUAAUUGUGCCAACAAUAAUAAUAAUGGAACCCCGAGUAAUCUGUUGACAACUUCAAUUUCCGCUUUGGGGGCGUCAUCACACAAUUUGACUCAAACAAGUGGGUUAUUGCUCACAACUUCUCAGAUGCAGGCGAUGGAACAGUGUUCGAUAUCCGGUUCUCAACCAUCAUUUUCAUUUACAUUGGGUCGUGAAACUGAUGGAAAUUGUGAACAAUCAAACAUUUCAAAUCACUCACUACUCUACGACACAAACUCUUCAAGGUUGCCCGUUUCACUACCCUCACCCUCGAUUUCAGCGAUUUCCAGUUCUCCAUCUACCAUGAUAACGACGUCUUCUUACACUCUGGGAGGUGUUUCGACAGGAAAUGAGCCAUGUCUAAUAAUGGGAGAUUCUCUGGAGGAGUCAUUUCGAAGUCCGCACAGAAUUUUCACAUUGAAUGUCAACCCGAACUCGCUUAUCUCAAAAGUGCCAAAGAGGAAAGGUUACGCAACACUAGCAUCUAAUUUACGGCCACAGACGUCCCAAUCUCCACCUCAUUUUACACCAUAUCCAAUUCUGAGCCCAGUUCGGUCCGCUCCAGGGCUUUUCUGGACAUUUUCUGCAAAACUUACUCAUGUGGAUGACAACCGGAAAGACCGACCCAGGAUAAAUCUUGGUAUAAACUUCCAAGCAGUAAUUCCUCCUUUGGAGCAAAAACACACAAUCAAAAACAACUACAUGUUAAAGCGACCCGAAGAUUUACUCUGGUCUCCGGAUUCGAUUUCUAACUGCUUUAAAGAAGACGUUGAGAAGUACCUUGAAUUUGCAUGCUGUUCUGCCAUACCUGGAGGUGGUCGAAAUAUUGAGUAUGCUCUUCACAUCCUGAAUUUGUGCAAUGGUGACAUUAAUGUGGCCAUGCUCCUGUUGAUGAAUCCUGAACCCAAACUGCCAGUGCAUCUUUUCCAAUACAAAUAUCCAGAGCGUGAAAAGUGGACUCGACAAGAAAUCCUCCAGUUUCAGGAGUCUCUUGUUCGUCAUGGGAAGGACUUUUUGGAAGUUUCGAAGGAACUUGUCACCAAAUCUGGGGAGGCAUGUGUGUCAUUUUACCAAUUAUGGAAGAAAGUGUGUCCCAACGAGUAUGAGAGGAUAAGAUCCAUGUGGAAAAAGAGGGAGGCUGCGUUCACUGUGGAGCUUCUAAAAACAAUCCCCCCUGUCCCAACCUGCACUCAAGUUCAACUUCCGACAACUUCGCAAAAAUCUUCCGUGUCGGCAAAACAGAAUAAAUCCCAUCAAACAAGUCCAGCCAGCAGCCGUGGUCUCAGUCUCAACGAUGAAUAUCCAUGUAAAAUCUGUGGAAAAAUAUUCAGUAAAGUGAAGAGUCGAAGCGCACAUAUGAAAUCUCAUCGAACACCAACACCUCCUUCCAACUCCCCAGCUCCUGUGCUUUCCCCUGCGUCUGCUGCCACCCUUUUGGAAAAUAAGGAGAAAAUUGCGGAUGCACUUCAAAAACAUAUAUUUGGAAAGGCAUGUGCAAACUUGGCGAAAUCACUUCAAGCUGCAUCAUCCCCUCCUACCACACCGGCCCCGGUGGCCCCAUUCAUGCCAAAAAUUGUCAAGGUGGAAUCCAUUGCGAACGUGAAAUUUGAGACGACGGCUCUGUCGCCAAUCUCCACGACGACGACGACGACGACUAUCUCCGCCAUCACCAGCCCAACGACUCCAACAACCACACCCUCUUGCUUUCAAAAAUCAUCUCCUCCUCCAACUGCUCAUCCACUGCAACUCCAAGCCACUACUACAUGAUACUGGAUACUCUUGGUUCCCGAUAAGGAUAGGAUAACCUUUAAGGAGACGAAUGCCAAACAAACGUAGGAAAAUAAUAAAAGAUGAUAAGGAUAUCUAGCAAUGCCAUAAAUUACGAUAUACCUAAUGCUAAUAUAUGUAUGGCCAUUAUGAUGGCUUCAGCAUGUGUAGAACAUUUAUUCCAUAAUAUCAUAAUACCAUUUUUCGUAGUUUUUUAACAGCGAAUGGACACAAGUUCAUCUUGCGUAGAUUUAUAGCGAUACUUUUACUUGACAGUUAAUUGACGUGUUACAGAAACCCCUGCUGCGUAUGUAUAAACGAAAGAAGCUUUAAUUGUCAACCUGUCUACCUGACUAAAAGUAGCGUAAUUAUGUCACAGAUUGCUUAGUGAAAUAAGUACGUCAGUGUAAAUGAAGAAAAUUUGAAUGAAGAGAAUAUAUUAGUAUUAAUAGGAAUCAUAGUACAUAUUUUCCCAUAAACCACCUCCAACAAUUAGCUGAUUAUUAUUUACAAGUAUGUGUGGCGUUAGUUAAGAAGCACGAUGGAGAAAGUACAGCUAAAGAAAUACGAGUAUACCUGUUCAACCUGUGUCCGUAAGUUUUAAUCUGUAAACUUUUUGUUAAAGUUACAAAUUGAACGAAAUACGAUAUAUUAUUGUGAAUGAACAUCAACAAGCCCAACAAUACGCCCAGUUUAUAAGUCAAUUACAACAUAGUCAAAUUUAAUAUUCAAUCAACAAAAAUCUACUCAACAGCAAAAAAAUCUCAUUAAAGACAUCUCAACUUCAACGAUCUCAAUAAAGUUGCAAUAAUACCAAUUAUUAAACAAGCCAGAUUUGCAUUUCGAGUACUGCUGCUAUGAUAGUAUAGCAGUUUUUGUGUAAAUAUCGAGUCACUGAAAAAUGAACGACGGACAUGAUAUUACACAGACAGAUGUAUUUAUGAAGGUGUUUCGUUUGAUUAAAAUGCUUCACUUUUCAUGAUGCUUGUAAUAUUUUCUCAACAAUUAUCUAUAUUGGGCUGAGGAGUAUUGGAAUGGUUUUAGCGAAACUAUCCACUUCAAUUUUGUGCUCUAUAUUCCUUUUGAUUUAAGUAGCUUUAUUAUUACUAUAUUGUUUGGAGAUAAAAUUUAAAAAAUAUAUACGCUUAGAAUCACAUGCAGCAGAAUGCUAAUUACCAGGAAAGUUCUGUUUUGAAGGAAUGCAUAAGGGUUGUUAUUAUAUCAGGAAGAAAAUGUCCCUAUUUUUGUGAAGGUAUUAAUUACAUAAUAUUCAUACUUACCCAUAUACAUACAUAUACUUAUAUUGAAGAACAGUUCCAUCCACUAUCGUGUAGUCGUACAUAUUUAGUUUAGUAUUAAAAGUAACCGAAAAAAUAUAACCGAUCUUAAAAACCUUUAUUAUUUGUGUUGCACGUAUAUAGUCACAUAUUGUGUGUGUAUAACCUAUGAGUACGUAGAACGAACCUAAAAAAUCAAAUCAGAUCAGGCAGGUUUAAUGAUUUGAUACUGAAUCAAGAACAAAUUUGCCAACAAAAUAGAUAAAAAGGGUAAUUUUAUGACAAUCAGAGUAUUCUCGCAUUCAAAUUCUGUAAUCCUGCCUGAUUUUCAAGUAUGUCAAAUCUUGCCAUAAAUAUUUUCCAAGUAGAUACUUAAUUUGUACUUGUAUAAGAUAGAGAGGAGAAUAUUAUACAUUUACAAAAACUUUUCAUAUUAUUAAAUGUUAUAUCAAUUGCCAAAUAUUUUGUCUCUUUUGUUAUAUGAUGGCUGCGAUAAUAUGGUUGCGACAUUGUUGGAUGUGAUCUUCCUUUUGACCACUUAUUGAUUAUUAUUAUCAAAAUAACCGUUUUGAGAAUUUAAUGUUAUUACUAUAUUAUUAUCUAAUACUGUCAGUCGGUCAGAAUUCCAGAGUUGCAAAUUAAUUUCCAGUCCAAUAUUUGCAAACUAAACGUAAUUCCUGAUUUAUCGGGUGAAAAAUUAGUGCGAAUUUAUUUCUGCAUUUAUGUUUUAUUAUGAAAGCAACCUUCAUAGAGAAAAAGAAGAAGAAAAAAAGCUUAUCUUUAGUUUCUUAAAAAAUACAUUGACGAGGACAAAUGUGCAGAAAAUGCAUUUAUCUACCGUGUGUAUGGCACAAAAACCUUAAGUAAUUACAAGUAUCCCAUCACCAUAAAUUAACAACUUGCAUUUACUUUAAUGUGACUAUUUCGAUGCUAGUAUUACAUAUUAUUAUCUGGCUAUGUAUACAUAUAUAAAGAGUAUGGUCUCGGUGCAGUACAGUUGUAGUUGAAUAAUAAAUCCACGACAAAUCCCAAGAAACAAACCUUGAUUUAGAACAGUAUGAUAUACCCAAGAGCAAACAAAAUAUUCACUAAAUUGUAAAAUUACUAGAGCUAGUAGAAUAAAAAUAGAAACAUGAGAUGAUAUUAUUAUGUACACUCCUCCUGCUAAGAAUAUGAAUGGAAUACAAAUUAUAUGAUAUCUAUAUAUGUCAAUAGAUAAGUGGAAUAAAAUAUUGAAACUGGAAGGAAA